Brassica rapa (field mustard) is the source of this 2599-nucleotide messenger RNA. RefSeq names its product L-type lectin-domain containing receptor kinase IV.4. Gene Ontology annotation, biological process: protein phosphorylation. The record is from RefSeq and is a predicted model, not a curated record. Gene Ontology annotation, molecular function: ATP binding; protein kinase activity; carbohydrate binding. NCBI's taxonomy places the organism in Eukaryota, Viridiplantae, Streptophyta, Magnoliopsida, Brassicales, Brassicaceae.
AGACAACUGUAUAUAAUGUACAAGUUGGUUUGAUCUCCCGUUCUUAUCUUCUUUGAUAGCGAAACGAGCAGCGUUAAGUAUCCAUGUCUUGUAUCAAACUUCCACCAUCGAUCGACUCUAAACCGAGUUAAAUUUAUGGUGAAGACUUUUUCCACAUUCCUCCCAUACAGUUGGUGUCUAAGAUGGUGAGUAUCGGUCGAAUGAGUUAUCAGAGUUCCAAACGUAGAGCAUCUCCAAUGAUUUGAGAAACUUUUUUAAAAGUUUUCAACAUUAUAAUAUUACUAUUCGUAGAAAUCAAAACAAACCAAAUAAUCAAUACGGCUAUAUAUAUAUAUAUAUAGUAGUUUUAAGUGAAUUUUGUAGUUAUAGUCUUUUUAAAUAUUUACCCAUCCACGAAGUUGAUAUAAUCUCCCGUUACUAUAAUCUCUGACAGCGAAAUUAGGUCAAGCACUGAAGUCUUCGCAUAAGGUUAAACUACGAAGUUUCCCGUGGGAAAAAAUACGACUUUUCUACAUCCUCACCCACACCAUAAAUUGACUUAGUUUCUCAAAAACUCAAACACAUACCAAAACAGUCUUCAGAGAAAGAAAAAAAGAGAGAGCCAUGUUCGUGAAGCUACUCACCAUCGUCUUCUUCUUCUUCAGUCUACUUUCUCAACUCCUAAAAUCCUCUUCCCAAUCUGUCAACAACUUCACUUACAAUGGCUUCCAUCUUCCACUGACUCUCAUAUCCAUCCAAGGGAAAGCAACCGUCACACCCAACGGUCUAUUAAAGCUAACCCAUUCAACAAUGUACAUGACCGGUCACGCCUUCUAUAACCAACCAAUCCGGUUCAAAGAUUCUCCAAACAGCACUGUCUCGUCCUUCUCCACAACAUUUGUCUUCGCCAUCAUCCCUCAGGUCAAGACAUUUAGCGGCGACGGCAUGGCCUUUUUCGUGGCUCCUACCUCCAGCCCCCCGUCCGGAAAUCCCGGUGAAUACCUCGGGCUCACCCGCGACGACGAGACGGGUCAGUUUAAGGACCUUACUCUGAUCAGUAGUCAGCGGAUGCAGGUUUGGGUCGAUUACGAUGGCCUUACCAAUCAAAUUGACGUAACGAUGGCUCCUUUCAAUCAUGACAAACCAAUAAAACCACUUGUCUCUACUGUCAGGGAUCUAUCCUCGAUUCUUUUGCAAGAUAUGUUCGUCGGUUUCUCGGCUUCAACCGGUGCUGUUGUGUCGCAACAUUUUAUCCUUGGGUGGAGUUUCCAGGUGAAGGGGAAAGCUCCCCCGUUGGACUUACAGACACUUCCAAAACUUCCAGAGCUGCAGUCCAAGAGAAAGGGAAUCCCGCCGCUGACUGCCUUCUAUUUUGCUGUGACACUUCUCGCCCUACUUUUCUUUUUGUCCCUAUUGCUCAGGGAAUUUGUGAAAUUUAUCUUUAGGAGGAAGAUAAAGUUUGUAGAGGAGAAGGAGGAGGAGGAGCUAGAAGACUGGGAAACAGAGUUCACCAAGAACAGGGUGAAGUUCAAAGACUUGUACUCCGCCACGGAAGGAUUCAAGGAGAAGGACGUUCUCGGAUCUGGCGGGUUUGGGAGCGUUUACAAAGGUGUCAUGCCCAAUACAAAGAAAGAGAUCGCCGUGAAAAGAGUGUCGAACGAAUCCAAACAAGGGUUGAAAGAGUUUGUGUCUGAGAUCGUGACUAUUGGUCGGAUGAGUCACCGGAACUUAGUCCCUCUUUUAGGUUAUUGCCGUCGGGAAAAGGAGCUUCUUCUAGUGUACGACUACAUGCCCAAUGGAAGCUUAGACAAGUAUUUGCAUAAUAGUCCAGAGGUAACCCUCGACUGGAAACAAAGAAUUAAAGUCAUUAAAGGUGUGGCAUCUGCCUUGUUCUACCUCCACGAGGAUUGGGAACAAGUGGUGAUUCACCGCGACAUCAAAUCCAGCAACGUCUUAUUGGAUGCAGAGUAUAAUGGGAGACUUGGGGAUUUCGGUUUAGCUCGAUUGUGCGGUCACGGUACGGAUCCUCAGACCUCUCACGUCGCUGGAACAUGGGGAUACCUAGCCCCCGAUCACAUGAGGACAGGGAAGACCACGACCGCAACUGAUGUUUUCUCGUUUGGGGUGCUUCUAUUGGAAGUUGCGUGCGGUAGACGUCCUAUCGAGGUUCAUAAAAAGAGUGGUGAGACGGUCUUGCUCGUGGAUUGGGUUUUUGGGUUUUGGAGUGAGGGAAACAUACUGGAUGCUAAGGAUCGGAAUCUAGGGAUAGAGUUUGAUCAAAGAGAGGUCGAAAUGGUUUUGAAGCUAGAUUACCUAAGUGGAGAUUCAAUGUUACCAGAUUUCUCGCCUUUGGACUUGCGUGGGAGCGAGAUGAUGUUGGGAACCCACCACGGACUUAGCAUGACAGGCAUUGGCAUGUUUACAGGUGAAUCUUCCAUGGUUGAUUCUGUCCUCUCCGGUGGGAGGUGACUUUGAAUAUUAGGACGUUUGUGUGCCUUACGUUACAUAUUGUUUCCGUCCGUUUCGUUUUAUAUGUCAGUUCUUCUGUUUAAUGAAAUUGUUUAAAGUUAUUUUUUCGUAUUGAUAAAACUAUUGAAUUUUCUAAUAGAGUCCUUAUUAA